AACCCCUUCAUGAAAUUUUGCACAAACUUAACUAUAAGCUCAUAUUUUUUCCCUUGUUCCAAGAUCUUUAAUUCUGUUUCAUUCUCCAUCCAACUCAUUCUCUCAUCAAUGAUAUAUUUGAUUCCUUUCCUUUCCCAAGAUCAUAUCUCGUUUCCUUCUUGGCUUCCCAAAAUUUUCAGCACCAAAAGAGAAAACAUUGGAAAUUAAAACAAAAUAUAGCCAUAAAUGUUUGAAAUUUUUAUGUUAAAAAAAUGUUUGAAUUUGAGUCUGAUCAUACCUGUGCUCAGACCUUGCAUGUUUUUAUGUUAAAACAAAAGAGUCUUUGCUUUUCCUUUGGAGUUUCAGACAUACACACACUUCACACAAGGGUUUCAGAGAGAGGUCGAUUUUGUUUGUUGUGUGUGUUCUUUCAAAAGCACUGACACAGACAAAAGAAAAAGCGUCAAAAAAAAGAUUGUUGAAUCCAACAUAUUAUUUUUCUUAGAUCCUGCCCUUAAUUCUCAUCUUGAAACUCCAAGGCUAUGAAGACUACUUCAGAGAUGGGGAGGGGGAAGAUUGAGAUCAAGAGGAUUGAGAACACAACUAAUCGCCAGGUGACAUUCUGCAAGAGAAGAAACGGGCUUCUGAAGAAAGCUUAUGAGCUAUCAGUGCUGUGUGAUGCUGAAGUUGCCCUCAUUGUCUUCUCCAGCCGUGGCCGCCUCUAUGAAUAUUCAAACAACAACAUCAGGUCAACUAUAGAGAGGUACAAAAAGGCUUGUUCAGAUCAUUCAAGUACGAGCACUACCACAGAAAUUAAUGCUCAGUACUAUCAACAAGAAUCUGCCAAGCUGCGACAACAAAUUCAGAUGCUGCAAAAUUCAAACAGGCACUUAAUGGGUGAUGCCUUAAGCACCCUGACGGUGAAGGAGCUUAAGCAACUUGAGAACAGGCUUGAAAGGGGAAUCACUAGAAUUAGAUCCAAGAAACAUGAGAUGCUACUAGCUGAAAUUGAAUACUUCCAGAAAAGGGAGAUUGAACUGGAAAAUGAAAAUCUUUGCCUUCGGACUAAGAUAACUGAUGUUGAGAGGAUUCAGCAAGUAAACAUGGUUUCUGGACAAGAGCUGAAUGCCAUUCAGGCAUUAGCUUCUCGUAACUUUUUCAAUCCACCCAUGAUUGAAGAUGGAACUUCCUACCCUCAGCAGCCUGAUAAGAAGAUCCUUCAUCUUGGGUGAUCAAUCAUAAUUGCAGUGGUUAUAUUAUAUUACUAUAUAUUAUGUAUCCAUUUUGCUAGAGGCUAAAUGCAUUGUUACUACUCUUUUAAUUGUGCUCGUUAGCCCAAGUGACCGAUUACGUCCUUAACUCUAUUUUUUUGCAAUAUUUUAUAUAUGCGAGUACUGGUGAGUGUAUGACGUUGUGAUAACAUAUCUUGUUAGACAUAAUAAUUAAAAAAAUUGUGUUUUGUGUGAAG
Molecule: messenger RNA, 1447 nt
Organism: Lotus japonicus
Lineage: Eukaryota; Viridiplantae; Streptophyta; Magnoliopsida; Fabales; Fabaceae
Product: agamous-like MADS-box protein AGL11
Exons: 8
Coding region: 522-1211 (229 amino acids)
Biological process (GO): positive regulation of transcription by RNA polymerase II
Cellular component (GO): nucleus
Molecular function (GO): DNA-binding transcription factor activity, RNA polymerase II-specific; RNA polymerase II cis-regulatory region sequence-specific DNA binding; protein dimerization activity
Source: RefSeq, a predicted model, not a curated record